CGUUUACAGGGGCAACAUAUUUGGGGAUAACCCAAAAAAAAAAGUGACCAAAUGAUGAGGGUCUUUAAUGGAGUGGAUUAACGAGCUCUGCAAUGGAAUUUGACAAGAUAGUUGGUGGUGAGGCAAUGAAUUGAUUAUUAUAUUUGGAGAUGAUCUUCAUGACAUGACCCACAAAGCAGAAAGCGAAUUAUUCAUGCUGACUUUUUUUAGUUUUAAUUCCACAUAGGACGUACAUGGUUUGCGCCGCUGCCCAUGUAGGAAACUUUUUUUCCCGAACAAAAAGCAAAGCUACCUAGGCCGCUUAGCAAGUAUAAAAGCGAGCACCCUAUAGGGUAUUUUGAUAUGUACCUCUUCCUAUCGAGUUUGAUAGUUAACAACGACCAAGACCGGGUCUUUUAUUUUGAAGAAACGCCAUGGGGAAUGGUCCUCGCAAUUUGAAGAAUGCAGUUAUAGCUCUACUAGCUCCUCUUCCUUCCAUUAUCUUCUACAUCUCGUUCCUUAACCACUUUCACCGUGUUAGUACCUCAGGAAAUGUUGGAGAUCAGUCUGUUUCUCUCUCUACCCUCUGGACAUGGUGCUAUCAGCAUCCUCUUCUGUUAGCCAAUGUUCUCUUCUUCCUCAAUGUGAAUGUCCUCUUCUGGAUCAUCAGCCACAUCCAAUCCAGUCACUGGAUGAUCGACUUGUAUUGGACGGUGAUACCGGUGAUGCUUGUCAAUUACUAUGCCACUCACCCUUUGGCUCGGUAUAACGGGUGGAGAUCCAAGAUCGCUAUUUUGUUGACUUGGGUUUGGAGUCUAAGGCUUAGCCAUAACUAUUUCCGGCGAGAAAAGUGGCAAUGGGGAGCCAGGGAGGACUGGAGGUUCACCAAUAUGCGGCUUCAGUAUGGCAAGCACUGGUGGUGGGUUUCCUUCUUUGCCGUCUAUGUCUCUCAACAGGUAUUUCUGAUUGGUAUAUGCCUUCCAUUUUAUGUGAUCCACUCAGUGGAUGAGCCACUGAACAUCUGGGACUUUGUUGCCAUCAUUGUUUGCACAAGUGGAAUCGUGGUAGCGUUCUUUGCUGAUACACAACUGCAUGACUUCGUGAGUAGAAACGAGAAACUGAAAGAGCUAGGGAAGCCAUUGGUGGCCAAUCUUGAUAAGGGCUUAUGGCAUUAUUCCCGGCAUCCCAAUUACUGUGGGGAGCAACUGUGGUGGUGGGGGCUAGUUAUAUUUGCAUGGAAUUUGGGACACGCAUGGACCUUUAUUGGCUCUUUCAUCAAUACUAUGUGUUUAGCUUAUGUGACUAAGCUUGUAGAAGACCGGAUGCUGAAACAAGAUUAUAGAGCAGAAGCAUACAGGCUUUAUCAGAAGACAACAUCAGUUUGGAUUCCUUGGUUCAAGUCGUCCCUAGAUGGAGGAAAGGAUAAGAAAGCUUAGUUCCAAUUUUCCUCUGCAACCUAUAUAACUGGUAGACGGCUUUAUUUGUAUUUCAAAUUUUCGUGUGUUUCCUUGUUCUCUAGCACUUUUAAUGAACUCUUUUUUUUGUGGUGAAUCACUUGAGAUGAACUCUGUUUAUUUGAAAAGAAAGUCAGUUUUCUCUGCGUGUA
Molecule: messenger RNA, 1585 nt
Organism: Ziziphus jujuba (common jujube)
Lineage: Eukaryota; Viridiplantae; Streptophyta; Magnoliopsida; Rosales; Rhamnaceae
Exons: 3
Coding region: 414-1415 (333 amino acids)
Biological process (GO): lipid metabolic process
Cellular component (GO): membrane
Molecular function (GO): oxidoreductase activity, acting on the CH-CH group of donors
Source: RefSeq, a predicted model, not a curated record